Molecule: messenger RNA, 648 nt
Organism: Volvox carteri f. nagariensis
Lineage: Eukaryota; Viridiplantae; Chlorophyta; Chlorophyceae; Chlamydomonadales; Volvocaceae
Exons: 5
Biological process (GO): maturation of SSU-rRNA
Cellular component (GO): preribosome, small subunit precursor
Molecular function (GO): RNA endonuclease activity
Source: RefSeq, a predicted model, not a curated record
AUGUCCUGGGCUGCCGUCGCGAAGUCGGCGACGGCGCCAGCCGCCCCGACAGAGGCGCCCCCUCCCAGCGCAACGGAACGCAUAGCUGUCAUAGAUGCAAACGCAAUUAUUAGCGGGUUGCGCUUAGAGCUCCUUGCAGACCGCCUCUGCACCAUCCCCGAGGUCAUCGCGGAGGUUCGAGACAAGCAAUCCCGCACCUUCCUGUCGACCCUGCCUUUCUCCUUGGACAUCCGUGAACCAAGCGACGAAUCUAUCCGAGCAGUCCAGCGGUUCGCCCGCGAGACCGGCGACAUCCACUCUCUGUCCUCCGUGGAUGUGAAGCUGCUGGCUCUGGCCCACACCCUGGAGGUGGCGGCGCACGGAACCGCGCACUUGCGGGACCACCCCGUGCAGGUGAGUCCAAUAAGGUGGUUCGAGCUUCUUUGGUAUUUCGCGUUGGCGUCGGUCCGCACUCGUCCCAAGCUCAGGUCCCGUCCCCGGCCCCUCCCCGGCUGGGGCCACGUCUCCAACCCCGAGGAGUGGAAGGUGGUGGAUGAGGCGCCCGAGGAACUGCUCACGAACGCGACGGGGGGUCAGAGCCGCAUCAUCGCAGCGGUGCAGUCCCUGUCACUGGGGGAACCCGGACACGGGCUCGAGUUAGGGCUAGGG